Loxodonta africana (African savanna elephant) is the source of this 1756-nucleotide messenger RNA. RefSeq names its product WD repeat containing antisense to TP53 (gene WRAP53). The transcript is spliced from 10 exons. NCBI's taxonomy places the organism in Eukaryota, Metazoa, Chordata, Mammalia, Proboscidea, Elephantidae. Gene Ontology annotation, biological process: Cajal body organization. The coding region runs from base 117 to 1739 and encodes 540 amino acids. Gene Ontology annotation, cellular component: Cajal body. The record is from RefSeq and is a predicted model, not a curated record. Gene Ontology annotation, molecular function: RNA binding; protein binding.
CGGAUCCCUGCGAAGUCUGAAGCUGCCCCGGCCGCUCUGCGAAGUAGGCAACCAGUAGCCAAACGGAAGAGGGUUGCCCGGCCCGAGGCCAGUGUCUGUCGCACUUUCUCUGCAGUAUGCAGACGCCGGAGGCGCAACCGUUAGCUCCAGACUGCCUUCCUUCAGUCCAGGCCCCAGCUCCAGCCACUCUCUCGCCCCAGGCUUCCCCGAUGGAUGAAAAUACGGACCCUGAACUAAUACUGCUGCCACCCGAAGGGGAUGAUCCGUCCAGGAUAUCCCCAGUUCCCGUGGCUGUCUCAGCUGUGUCCCAGGAACUGGGUGAGGAGGGCCCAGCUUCUCUCUCCACUCUCUCGGAAACGGGAUUUGGUACCCCUGGGGAGUUGAGUCCUCGAAUCGAGGAGCAAGAACCUGAAAAUGCGAGCCUUUCUGCAGAAGAAACGAACAGACCGGAGUUGGGGUCUGGAGAAGCCAUGGAAGGUGUGUCCAAAGAGCCAGCUUUAGAGGAUGAGGGAAACACCACUUGGAAUUACAGCUUCUCCCAGCUGCCUCGAUUUCUCAGUGGUUCGUGGUCAGAAUUCAGCACCCAACCCGAGAACUUUCUUAAAGGAUGUAAAUGGGCCCCUGACGGUUCCUGCAUCUUGACCAAUAGUGCUGACAACAUCUUACGGAUUUACAACCUGCCCCCAGAGCUGUACAGUGAGGAGGAGCAGCUGGAAUAUGCAGAAAUGGCCCCUGUUCUUCGAAUGGUGGAAGGUGACACCAUCUAUGACUACUGCUGGUAUUCUCUGAUGUCUUCAACCCGGCCAGAUACCUCCUACGUGGCCAGCAGCAGCCGGGAGAACCCAAUUCACAUCUGGGAUGCAUUCACUGGGGAGCUCCGGGCUUCCUUUCGUGCCUACAACCACCUGGAUGAACUGACGGCAGCCCAUUCACUCUGCUUCUCCCUGGAUGGCUCCCAGCUCUUCUGUGGCUUCAACCGGACCGUGCGUGUCUUCCAUACGGCCCGGCCAGGUCGUGACUGCGAGGUCCGGUCCACGUUCGCAAAGAAGCAGGGCCAGAGUGGCAUCAUCUCUUGUAUAGCCUUCAGCCCCACCCAGCCCCUCUAUGCCUGUGGCUCCUAUGGUCGCUCCCUGGGUCUCUAUGCCUGUGACAGUGGCUCUCCUCUUGCCUUGCUUGGGGGGCACCAUGGGGGUAUCACCCACCUCUGCUUUCAUCCUGAUGGCAACCGCCUCUUCUCAGGAGCCCGCAAGGAUGCUGAGCUCCUGUGCUGGGAUCUCCGGUGGCCUGGUCAUCCACUGUGGUCCCUGAGUCGGGAAGUGGCCACCAAUCAGCGCAUCUACUUUGAUCUGGACCCGACUGGGCAGUUCCUCGUGAGUGGCAGCACUGGUGGAGCCGUCUCUGUGUGGGACCUUAGUGGGGCUUUGGAGGACAGCGGGAAGCCAGAGCCAGUUCUGAGUUUUCUGCCCCAAAAGGACUGCACCAAUGGAGUGAGCCUGCACCCCAGCCUGCCCCUGUUGGCCACUGCCUCUGGUCAGCGUGUGUUUCCGGAGCCCAUGGAGAGUGGGGACGAAGGGGAGCAGGAGCCGGACCUUCCCCUGCUCUCCACGCGCCACGCCCACCUUGAUUGUAGGCUUCAGCUCUGGUGGUGUUGGGGGGGCCCAGACGCCAGCAGCCCUGAGGAUCACCAGGGCGAGAAAGGACAGGGAGGACCAGAGUGCGGUGGGGAUGAGUUUAUAUAAAAAUGUUUUAUAUGGUA